CCUCUCUUCACACGUCUGGAGUGUGUAUGUGCGUGAGUGAGCUGAAGAAAUUAGAGUGGCGUCUUUAUUUACCACACCUGUGAUGCGCUGCUGUCUCUGAGCAACGAAGACGCACUGAUGGCCAAGGUACAGGAAGAGGAUACGUGUUGAAAAAGGACUUAUAAAUGCGCUGAUCGGUGUAAUAUUGCAAAAACUAAACCCAGCCAUAAAGCAGAUACUCUUUGCAGCUCAUUCAGUUGAUAUUACUGACUUAAACUUGAACAAGAAGGUGAUAAAGAUGCCGUUACACCUGGGUUCCUUUGUCCGAUGGAGAUCCGGGCUUGUACUCACAUGGAUCUGCUUGUUUUCGUCCGGAUUUACCUUCAUUGGCGGAGAGCAUGCGGUCACUGUAACGCAUCCACUUCCUGCGGCCUUCUCCGACCUGCUGCCACACUUCCUGGUGGAGCCUGAUGAUGUUUAUAUCGUGAAGAACAAGCCCGUGACCCUCACCUGCCGCUCGACCCCUGCCACUCAGAUCUACUUCAAGUGCAACGGGGAAUGGGUUCACCAGGAUCAGCACUUGAUCGAGCGUGAUGUGGACCCUGCCACAGGGCUGCCGGUGAUGCAGGUGAAGAUUGACAUCUCCAGACAGCAGGUGGAGAAGAUCUUUGGUCUGGAGGAUUACUGGUGUCAGUGUGUGGCCUGGAGCACUACAGGAACCCAAAAGAGCCAAAAGGCAUUUGUACGCAUCGCAUAUCUGAGGAAGAACUUUGAGGAGGAACCGCUGGGUAAGGAAGUGGCACUUGAUCAGGAAAUCCUUCUGCGCUGUCAUCCUCCUGAAGGUGUUCCUCCUGCAGAGGUGGAGUGGCAGAGAAACGAGGAGCUGAUCGACCCCAAGACUGACCCCAAUUUCUUCAUCACCGUGGACCAUAAUCUCAUCAUCAAACAAGCCCGUCUGGCCGACACAGGCAACUACACCUGCGUGGCCAAGAACAUUGUGGCUCGACGCAAGAGCUCCUCGGCUACUGUGAUAGUCUAUGUGAACGGUGGCUGGUCCACGUGGGCCACAUGGUCGGCCUGCAGUGCUGUCUGUGGUCGGGGGUGGCAGAAGAGGAGCCGGAGUUGCACCAACCCCACUCCCCUGAACGGCGGGACGUCCUGCGAGGGCCAGAGCGUCCAGAAAAGUGCCUGCACUGCCACCUGUCCAGUGGAUGGCGGUUGGAGUGAAUGGAGUAAGUGGUCGCCAUGCGGAGCCGACUGCAGCAUGUGGAGGAGUAGAGAAUGUACCCAACCUACGCCUGGCACCGGUGGGAAGGAAUGCCAGGGCCUGGAUCUUCAGUCCCUCAACUGUACCAGUGAGCAAUGCCCUCAGACGGCGUCAGGUGCUGAGGACGUGGCUCUGUACGUGGGGAUCGUGGUGGUGGCUCUGUGUCUGACUCUUCUGUUGAUCAUACUGGUGCUGGUGUACCGCAGGAAGAAGGAAGGUCUCGACGCAGAUGUGGCCGACUCCUCCAUCCUCACCACUGGCUUCCAGCCCAUGGGCAUCAAGCCCACCAAGCCAGGUGUGUGGGCACCGCGCAGGGCAGCCCGCAGCAAAAACUCUCAUUUGCUCACCAUCCAGCCUGAUUUGACCACCACCACCACUAGCUACCAGGGAACUCUACGUUCUCGACACGAAGUCACCGGGAAGUUCUCCAUGAGUAACGGCCCCCUCCUGGAGCCCCUUCCCAACGGCUCCCACACGCUGCACAACGGCAAACUGCCAAGCGACCCCAACGAAUUCAUGAACCGCCUGUCCUCUCAGACAUAUUUCAAAACGCUACCGAGAGACAACGUCAACACCUCCUACGGCACUUUCAAUUUCCUGGGUGGCCGCCUAACCCUCCCCAACACUGGAAUCAGCCUGCUCAUCCCGCCAGAGGCCAUUCCCAGAGGGAAGAUUUAUGAGAUUUAUCUCACCAUUCAGACGAAGGAAGACAUGAGAUUGCCCCUGGCUGGGUGUCAGACAUUGCUGAGCCCCGUGGUGAGCUGCGGACCGCCCGGUGUGGUGCUCACCCGGCCGGUCAUCCUCAGUAUGGACCAUUGCUCUGAUGCGUGCCUGGAGAACUGGGCCAUCCGUCUCAAGAAGCAGUCAUAUGAGGGAACGUGGGAGGAUGUACUUCAGCUGGGUGAGGAAGUGGUGUCGGAUCCGUACUACUGCCAGCUGGAGGCGGAGACGUGCCGGGUGUUCACUGAGCAGCUGGGCCGCUUUGCUCUGGUCGGGGAGUCCCUCAGCAUGGCUGCCGCUAAACGCCUAAAACUGCUGCUGUUUGGUCCCGCCUACUGCUCCACGCUGGAGUACAACAUCCGCGUCUACUGCAUGGAUGACACACAGGACCUACUAAAGGAGGUGAUGCAGAUGGAAAGACAGCUGGGAGGUCGACUGAUUGACGAGCCUCACGUCCUGCUCUUCAAAGACAGCUACCACAACCUCCGCCUCUCGAUUCACGACAUGCCACAGGCGCACUGGAGGAGCAAACUACUCGCCGGCUAUCAGGAGAUCCCAUUCUACCACAUCUGGAGCGGGUCUCAGCGGACCCUGCACUGCACCUUCACACUGGAGAGACAGAGCCUGAGCACCUGUGGUCUCACCUGCACGCUGUGUGUGUGGCAGGUCGAAGGAGAGGGGCAGAGCUUCACACUGGACUUCAACAUCUCAAAGGACAUCAGACCACUGGACUCUGAUUUCCUUUUAAUGGACAACUGCACCCCUGCCCUGGCUGGUCCGAGCGCAUUCCAGAUCCCUUACCUUAUCCGACAGAAGAUCUGCAGCAGUCUGGACACCCCCUGUCCCAACGGAGCAGACUGGAGACUACUGGCUCAGAGACUGAAGCUUGACAGGCACAUGAGUUUCCUCGCGUCCAAAGCGAGCCCCACCUCAGUGAUUCUGGACUUAUGGGAGACCCAGCACUUCCACAGCGGAAAUCUCAAUCAGCUCGCCGCUGUGAUGGCUGAGAUUGGCAAGCAGGAGGCCAUGAUAUUCCUGGUGUCAGACGGGGAGUGCUGACACAUUAAAACUGGAGCAGAGCAGCCGUCUCUGAGUGAUGGGGUGGGGGGAAGGACGCGACCCUCUGCCCGCCCCACCAGAGAUGAGAAACAAAUCAAAGAACAGGGUUUACCCAACUAUAUGAGGCCACUUCCCCAGUGAAUAGGGAAUAAAAUGAAAAAAAAAUCAAAUAAAAUAAAAACAAGAC
This is a messenger RNA of Rhinichthys klamathensis goyatoka, 3212 nucleotides long. RefSeq names its product unc-5 netrin receptor A (gene unc5a). Gene Ontology annotation, molecular function: protein binding; netrin receptor activity. The record is from RefSeq and is a predicted model, not a curated record. Gene Ontology annotation, cellular component: membrane. Gene Ontology annotation, biological process: netrin-activated signaling pathway; anterior/posterior axon guidance. Lineage: Eukaryota; Metazoa; Chordata; Actinopteri; Cypriniformes; Leuciscidae. Bases 278 to 3025 code for a protein of 915 amino acids. The transcript is spliced from 16 exons.